AUAUUCCAAGAAUUGAACAGUGACAAACUCAUACUGCUUUAUGUAGUAGUUGAGCAGAACUUAACCUCAGUAUUGUUGGUAUAAAUUGUAUCCAAACUCCAAAUUUAGAGGGCAUGGUCAAGUGAUAUGGAGGACAAGUACCGCACCUAUUUGCGUGAAGACGAAGAGAAGAACACCAAUUGGAGAUUUGGUGCCCCUCCUAAUUAUGAUGCUGUCAACAAGCUAUUUGAAGAUGGCAGAACCAAGGAAUGGCCUCUGGAUUCACUUGAACAUAAGGUCCAGACUCUUGUGAAGAAUUGGGAGAUGGAAAUGUUCCACAAGCUGGAUUUCCAUCAGAACAGAUCAGUGGAUCCUAACAAAUAUACCUUCAGCCUAAACGGAAGGAAGCCUAUAACUUUGGAAGAGAAAAGGAAACUUGGUGGAGGGUAUAUCCCUCUACUGCAAACAUCCCUGCCAGAGAAACUCAUGCCUUACAAUCCAUAUAAAGAAACAGCAGAUUCAUCCCAAAAGGAUUUUACGACGACGUUCCCACGUGGGUUUGCUUUGGAGAUUCUCCAAGUGUAUUCUGGACCACCCGUCAUUGUUUACAAGUUCAGGCAUUGGGGUUACAUGGAAGGUCCUUUCAAAGGUCACGCCCCAACUGGUGAAAAAAUUGAAGUGUAUGGGAUGGCCAUUUUCACGUUGGAUGAGGCUUCGAAAAUUGUGAAGGUAGAGUUCUUCUAUGAUCCAGCAGAACUGUUUGGAGGUCUAUUGAAAGGUCCUAAUUUUGAUUGCACUGAUGAAGAUGUUGUUUCAGGCUGCCCUAUACUUAGGAACACCGGGUAGAGCAGCACAAGUUCAAAGUUUAAACUUGCAACGUCAUAAGUAAUAAUCCAAGCAAAUUAAGGUUGUGAUACCUUCUUGUGUGUAAUAAGUUUAGUCAAUUAUCAGAAAUUUUCAGUCAAGCUUGUCGCAAAUACUUUCAAAAGUAUCGUAUGUAUUCAGUCAUCAUGAAUUUAACUCAGUUUCGCAUUUAUAUAUCAACCAAUUUCAGAUAAAUAGAUGACGCUUCCCUAAGGAUUUGAU
Gastrolobium bilobum is the source of this 1065-nucleotide messenger RNA. Its product is annotated as pathogen-related protein-like. The record is from RefSeq and is a predicted model, not a curated record. Bases 127 to 825 code for a protein of 232 amino acids. The transcript has 4 exons. NCBI's taxonomy places the organism in Eukaryota, Viridiplantae, Streptophyta, Magnoliopsida, Fabales, Fabaceae.